AUCACACUAUAAAAGCUUAAUAGUUAGAAUUAGGGUUAUUUUCUUUCAAUCCUCCCUGACGAGUAAGAAGAGCAAGCAGCAGCAGCUACAAGCGCCUCCUCAAAUCUCAGGAUGGAUACUGGCAUAAAGCACGCUAUCGUUGUCAAGGUUAUGGGUCGCACUGGGUCUAGAGGGCAAGUGACCCAGGUUAGAGUCAAGUUUCUGGAUGAUCAGAAUCGCCACAUCAUGAGGAAUGUGAAGGGACCAGUGAGAGAAGGUGACAUUCUCACCCUACUUGAGUCUGAGAGAGAAGCAAGAAGAUUGCGCUAGAUGGUCUCCGAUGGUUUUUCUCUGUAUUAAGUAAAAAUAUUGUGGAUUUUUGUUCCUCUGGUUUCAGUUUUAAUGGUAGUUAGCAGAUGCCAUAGUUCGAUGCUACUUUUGUUGUCCUGGAUCUAUACUAUAUGCCCUUAUUAUGAAACUUAAAUUUUGAUA
Messenger RNA from Arachis duranensis, 471 nucleotides. Its product is annotated as 40S ribosomal protein S28. Gene Ontology annotation, molecular function: structural constituent of ribosome. NCBI's taxonomy places the organism in Eukaryota, Viridiplantae, Streptophyta, Magnoliopsida, Fabales, Fabaceae. Gene Ontology annotation, cellular component: ribosome; cytosolic small ribosomal subunit. The record is from RefSeq and is a predicted model, not a curated record. Gene Ontology annotation, biological process: maturation of SSU-rRNA; translation; ribosomal small subunit assembly. Bases 112 to 309 code for a protein of 65 amino acids. The transcript has 2 exons.